Messenger RNA from Onthophagus taurus, 6334 nucleotides. Lineage: Eukaryota; Metazoa; Arthropoda; Insecta; Coleoptera; Scarabaeidae. The record is from RefSeq and is a predicted model, not a curated record.
GUAUUAAUAGUUGCCAAUACGCAAUUAUUCUCGAACGACGUCGGCAAACGCGAAGUGCAUCUGGGCAGAGUGGGAAAAUAGCUUCGCGAAAUGCGACAUAAAUUUCGCAGGUGAACUCGCGCUCAGAAUGUGACCCGGCCGAAAUAGAUCCGGUGGGCAGAAACGGCGAAACCGUUAACGAUUCCGUACAUUUCGACGAACACCUCUCACAAUCUAACCGUACCGAAUUAAAAUUUUUUUUUUCGACUCCGUGGCAAUUUCCCAAAAGGACAUUUACUCUGGAGGAUUCGGUGUAGUCGUAUCUGAUCAUAUUUGACAACGACGUUUUAAUGACAGGUGUUUUUAGGAAGAAAUUAUUUAACCAUAAAAAUUAACCAUGUCUGUUAAUAAAGUCCAAUUAUACCUUUACGAUUUAUCAAGGGGCAUGGCCUCCACCCUCUCACCAAUGAUUAUAGGUAAAAGAAUAGAUGGAAUUUGGCACACUUCAAUCGUUGUUUAUGAAAGGGAAUAUUUUUUUGGCUCCGGUGGAAUUGAAAGUUGUAACCCAGGCUCCACAGCUUUGGGGGAACCAUUAGAAAGGAUUUAUUUAGGCGAAACGGAAAUACCACACGGAAUUUUCCUCGAUUAUUUAAACGGAUUAAGUAGCAGCACCUUUGCUGGUCACACUUAUCACAUAAUAAAACACAAUUGCAACGUAUUUUCGAACGAAGUAGCCCAAUUUUUGUGCAACUCUGGUAUUCCAAAGCACAUUUUAGAUUUACCCAACGAAAUCUUGCAAUCUAGGCUUUCUGAGGUUAUUCAGGAUUUUAUUGGCAAAUUAGAAGAAAGUGCCAGACCUGUUUCUGAGGAGGAUCCUGGCCCUAUUAUUGCAAACAGGCAGACUAGCCCCGAUUUUGACGCUUUAAAUUCAGAAGUUGAAGCUACAAGGUACAAUUCGUUCAUUCUUCAAGAGAGACGCAAAACGUUAGCCGAGAAGCUCGCUAAAAAGGAGCGGAAACGCGAGAAGAAACGGAAAAAGUUGUUGAAACAAGGCGAAAAGCUUCCUCCGGAAUUAGAGGUUCAUACUUUUGUAGAAGAAAUGGCGGAUACCGAAGCUGUUAACGGAAGCGGGGUUGAGCAACAAUUACCGUCUGAGAGAGCGAUGGAGCUUGAAGAAGAAGAACGGCAACAAGAGGAGGAACGGAAGAAAGCUCGAGAACCCCCAAUCGUUUUUAAAGACGUUUUAGACAUAAACGUCGAAUUUGACGCAUUAGUUGGGCUAAUCGAUGGAAAAUUAACUCCAGAAGAACAAACGUCAUUAGAAGAACUUCAUAAAUACAUGUUAGAAAACGAAGGGAGUUGGGCUUUAGGAGAUGGUUUCUUAAACUUCGUUGGAAGGCUUUUAAAUGAUAAAGACCUCCCAAAAGAAGUCAAAGUUCGUACAUUAAACGUUUUAGCUUUGGCUGCAUUAAAAGAUGACGUGAUUUUGCUUCUUCACCAAGAUCGCAGAGAUCAUAUCAUGAUGAAUUAUGCUUAUGACAUCGAUAGGAUUUCCCCUGAAGAGCAAGAAGCUUUAGCGUUAUUUAUUUGUAAUAUGUUCGAGAAUUUGAGCUCUUCUGAGUGGUUGAUGUACAUUUCUGAAUGGACUUAUAACAAUCAACAAAUAAGUAAUAUUCGGGUAACCACAAAAGUUGCUGUUCACUCGCUUUUAUCGGACCGUGAGGUUUUGCAAGAUCGUGGAACCGUGAUUAUCCAUAAUUUAGCUUGCAAGGAGGUAAAAACUGUGGUUUUUGAUGAUGUAGCCGUCGAAUUAACGAUGGCUUUGUUGCAAUAUUUCAAUUCAAAACCCAACGAAGAAAAUUUAUUCCGUUGCAUGAAAGCUCUGAGUAAAUUCGUUGAGGUUUCUCGUCAAGAAGUUCCCCAAUUAAUCCAAAUGAUCGGCCCAGAUCCUAAAACUUUUAAGGGGCAAAGUCCGAGAGUUGAUGAGCUUAUCGACUUAAUCACCACGAAAAUUCAGUAUAACACGUUAUUAAUUGGUUGGAAAACGUUUGAUUUUGACGAUGAAAAUCCAAAAGAAACUACUAAAAGAACUCUAAAUAAAAGCACCCCACUUAAAGAACCCCCAAAGCCAAUUAAAGAGCAUAAAUUUGAAGCUUUAAUAACCCCAAAACUAAUUGAAGACUUGGCGGUUCAUAGUAAAAAAAUAAAUGAGGUUAGAUCUUGGUUAGAAAGGAAUGUUCUCCGGGUAAAAUCCAAGCGAAAUGGGUCAAUUCUUUUAAUAACCGGUCCGACUGGUUGUGGGAAAACGAUAACUCUAAAUGUUUUAUGUAAAAUAAUGAAUAUUGAUGUGUCGGAGUGGAUAAACCCGAUCGAUAAAGAUUACGAGGACUUCAAAGGCCCAGGUCAAACAUCGCAAUUAAUUCAUUUUUUAUCAGAGUCGAAAUAUCCUUCGUUAUUAACUUUAAACACAACGAAACUCGUUUUGAUUGAGGAUUUUCCAAAUUCUGUUAUAAAUAAUCCGGAUGAUUUCUCAAAAAUAUUGCAGAAAGCUUAUAACACCGAAAUAGCCGUUGUGUUUAUUUGCACAGAUGAAACUAGCAGCAUCAUUAAUUUAUCACAAAAAUUAUUUCCUCAAGAUCUUAGGAAUUUGUAUCAAAUAACAGAAAUUAGUUUCAAUUCUUGCUCAUCAACUCAAUUAAAACAGUGUUUAAAACGCGUCCAAACCAUCAUAGAAUCCUCCACAGAUUUAAACCCACCCCCAAAAACGCAAAACGAAGUCCUAAUGAGUAACAUAAUUCUUUCCUCAAUGGGUGAUAUUCGCUGUGCUAUUAAUCAGUAUUAUUUUGCCUGCUUAAAAAGCUCCAACGUUUCGUUAAAUUCACCUAUUUUAAAACCGAACGCUAAAAGGAAACGAUCCGAAAAGAAUUCUACCCUAAAAAAUCCAAAACACAUCAAAGAAAUGAUGAAAGAUGAAACUUUGAAUUUUUUUCAUAGUUUAGGGCGCGUCCUCAAUUCGAAACGAGUUGAAAGUGGGUCUUCGUGGCGACUUAAAGCGGAUAUAAAUAAUUUAAUUGAUGCUUUGAGUAUCCAACCAAGUACUUUUAACGCUUUUUUAUACGAAAAUUAUUUAAAAUAUUUCGGGGAUUUAAACGAUGUUUCAAAAGCGGCCGAUUCUUUGAGUGCCGCUCAAAUUGUUUUGGGGAAGUGGACGGAGAAUCAAGAAAAUUUGAUUUAUGGGUUAUGGAUUUCCGUUUUGGGGGUUAUGGUUAAUAAUGAACAUCGGGUUUCUAUGUGGACACCGAUUAAUGCACCAAAAAAGUUUACGAAAACGUUAAAGUGUCAAGUUGAUGAGAUAAACGUUGAAGAUAGAUUUUAUGUUAUGAUUGUUAAUAUGACAUGGGUUGAGGGGAGGUGCUUAAUAAUGGGGAAAGAUGAUGUGCAAAGUGAAAAUGAAAAGAUUGAGGUUAAGAAAGUUAAGAAAAAGCCGAGGAAAUCGAAGAAAAAUCGGAAAAGUGAUCCCGUUGUGAAUGAUAUUUCGAGUUUGUUAUCGAGUACUUUAUGUUUGGUUAGCCCUAAUGGGAGUUUUAAUACAGAAAAGCACGAAAUUUCGAAUCAAAAUGUUUCUGUUAAUAAUAUGAAGCGAAAAAGGAGGUCUAAAUCUUUAAAUAGAAAUGUUAGUUCGAGUUCUUUAGAUAAUUUCGUUGUGAGAAUUUCGAGAAAAUCAGAGGAGUUGAAAGAAAAUCCUCGAUUGGAAGAUGAUUUUGAGGUUAAGGAAAAUGAGAAAAUUGAGAAAUCAAAAUUGAAUGUUUUUGAAUUAAUGAUGGAUAAACGAAAUAAAGUUGAGGAUAUAACAGGAAAAGAAAAUGAUUUAAAAAUAAAAGAGAAAAAAAUUGGUAAAAAAAGGAAAAAAGAAGAGUUAGAAUGUGAUUUAAAAGCAAAUGAAAGAACAAAGAGGUUAAAAAAAGUUGCAUCAGAAGAUAAUGUUUCAUUAAUUUGUGUAAGUGAUGAAAAUGAGGAUGAAAAAUAUGGGGAAGAAGAUAUAAUAAAAAUAAAGAUGUUUUCACCACAAGUUUUUAAACGGAAAAGAAAUAAUCAUAAUGGAAAUGAUGCAAAGAGUAAUUUAAAAGUGGAUGAAGCACCAAAGAAUUUAUUAACUUACUUUGAAAACUCAAAUGAUUCAACUGAUUCAGAUACAUUUAUUUUAAGGCGAAGUAAUCGAAAAAGAACAGUUAGGAAAUUAGAUGAAUUUGAUGGUGAAGAGACGAAUGAUUUUAUAAUCAAUGUUAAUGAAGAGAUUAAAAAAAAGAAACCUACAAAGGUUGCACCAAUCUUUUUGUUAUCAACACCAAAACCAAAAUUAGAUCCCAAAGCUUUAGAAGCCAAAAAAAAGUUUUUAAGCAGUGGAAUUCCUGAGAGUUUAAAAAAAGUAAUUGAAAAAGAAAAAAUUUACGAAUUAGAAUUUGAUGUAUUCCCAAAAAUAAGUCACAUUCAACAAAAAACCGAAUACAACAAAAUAAAUUUUUGGAAUUUACCCCAACCUAACUUAAAUUUAAAUCUAAAACAUUCACCAUUAAAAAAUAAAAAUCUAGUAUUAUCGAAAUCAUUUAUUAAUUUAGAACAAAAUAAAAUUGAAAUUAAUUUAAACUCACCAAAAAAAAUAUCAAAUUUGAAAGGGAUUUUGCAAAAAAUUAAAGAUAAUAACCCAAUUUACCCCGUUUUUAAAAGCUUUCGAAUUUUAAACGAAAAAACGAAACUAUUUGAGAAAAAAUUAACGAAAAAGAAAGGAAGAAAAAGCAAGGAAUUAAAUACAAACGAAAAUUUAUCAAUUAAACACGAGAUGUGGACAGAAAAGUACAAACCAAACUCGCACGAAGAAAUUUUAGGCAACAACAAAAAAGUGUUGGAGCUAAAAAAGUGGUUGGAGAGUUGGGUUGAGUACAUAAACGAUUCUCAAAGUUUUAAUAAAAUAGACGAUGACUUUUAUACGGAUAGUAAUAGUAAUAAUAGUAAUUUUGCGAACUUAACUAACGCUAUUAUUGUUACUGGACCAUUUGGAAGUGGGAAAACGAUGACUAUUUAUGCGCUUUGUAACGAAUUGAGGGUUAAUGUUAUCGAAUUAAACGCUUCAUCACGAAGAACUGGUAAACUUCUUCUCCAAGAAAUUCAAGAAGCAACUCAAUCGCAUCAAGUUCGCAAAAUCGAACCAUUUUUAACAAAAAAAUCAUCAAACUCCGAUAAUAAAAAGCUUUGUUUAAUAUUAAUCGAAGAUUUAGAUAUAAUUUUCGAUCAAGAUGAAGGAUUUUUAAACGCUUUAAAUCAAUUGUUAUUAACAACGAAGCGUCCCAUCGUGAUUACAACAACCGAUAUUAACACAAAUAUCGUACAAAAAUUCGUUAAUCAAUACCCGAUUGUGACAUUUUCCGGGUUUUCUGUAACCGUUUUAGGGGUUUGGCUCCAAAUUGUUUGUUUGUUUGAAGGGGUUGUGGUGGAUUUGGAAGAUUUAGGGAAGGUUUUGGAGUUUUUUAACGGAGAUGUGCGAAAAACUUUAAUUCAAUUACAAUUUUUUAUUCAAAGUGGGGGUAGUUUGUUUAAAAAUUUAAGAGAAAAGUGUAGCUAUGACUUAAUAAAAAAUGAUACAAGUCGUGUUUUAAAUGAAAAAGAUGAUGAAAAUUAUUUGUGUUCGCUCGAGUCGAAAGGUGUCGAUGAAAAAGUUUUUAUCCAUAAAGAUUUUAUUUAUAACUUUUUAAAUCGAAAUUGUUUAGUUUACGAUUUUAACUUAGAUAAAAUUUGGUGGAAUUUGCCGAUAAUUUUAAAUGAAGAAGCCGAUUUAAAACAAUGUGAACGCGUUAAUGAAGUUUUAAGUUUUAUUGAUGUUUUUUAUCGAAAAUCGAAUUCACCUCAACAUUUUUCUUACAUUAAAGAUAAUAUUUCGUUAAUCGAAAACUUUCAUUCUUACCAAAACAACGAACUUAUCAAAGACUUUUCAAACACUUUAUUAAAACACUCGAUUAAUUUUUAUAACGAAGUGGGAAAAUUCGAAUUUGAUAAACCAACUUUAGGACAAAAACGCUGGUUAAAAAAACAUCGAGAUUGCAGCAAAACCUUUUCUCACUUUGCUCCUUUUACUUAUCACACUGAUAAAAGGAGUUUUGCCUUGGAUUAUUACCCGAAUUUGAGAGCAAUUAGUAGAUCGGAGAAACAUCGAGCCUCUAUUAAUGUUAAACGGAGAAACCGGUUUUAUAAUUACUUUAAAUCUUUAGAUUUUACUUGCACUGAAUCAACGACUGACACUGUUUGUAAAAUAUUUUCGAUCGAAAACGAUUAAUUUGAUGAAAUAUAUUGUAUAUUAUGUGAA